Molecule: messenger RNA, 156 nt
Organism: Phytophthora sojae
Lineage: Eukaryota; Oomycota; Peronosporomycetes; Peronosporales; Peronosporaceae
Exons: 1
Source: RefSeq, a predicted model, not a curated record
CUUCUACAAGAUGUGUAUCUUGAUCGAUUGGUAGCGUUUACUCCUGAGAAGGAGGUUUGGAUGAAGUCGAAGGUGUACAAAACGACUGGAUCAGCCUAUAUAAUUGGUCGCAUGUGCAGACGACCUAGGAAAGGGAAAUUCGCGUCACUGUUUUAG